This is a messenger RNA of Penicillium argentinense, 771 nucleotides long. Its product is annotated as ankyrin repeat domain-containing protein. The transcript is spliced from 2 exons. Gene Ontology annotation, molecular function: protein binding. Lineage: Eukaryota; Fungi; Ascomycota; Eurotiomycetes; Eurotiales; Aspergillaceae. Bases 1 to 771 code for a protein of 256 amino acids. The record is from RefSeq and is a predicted model, not a curated record.
AUGCUCCUUGAUCUUGGACUUGACCCUAAUGCGCCCCCGAAAAAUGCUGACCCUCCAUUAGUUACUGCUGCAAAGCACGGCUACGAUGAGAUUUUUAGUGAUUUGCUGGAGUUCGGUGCAAACAUAAAUGGUGGGAGUGUCUAUACCCGCACUCCCUUGAGCUACCUCGUCCUACGAGGCCGUUGCGUUAUGGUACGUCUGUUAUUAGUUCGUGGGGCAAAUGUCAAUGCAGUUGAUGCAGAUGACUGCACGACGUUACACUCCGCCGUAAAAUGCGCACUUGCCUCCAGCCAUCUUAUUUCUCGAGAAUUGCUUGAGAGAGGCGCCGAUCCCAAUGCAGCGGACGCAGAUGGAAACACGGCAUUGCAUUUCCUCGCGAGAUAUACCCGCAAGCACAGCCAGCAUACUAGUAUCAUUCAAGAACUGGUCAAGAAAGGCGCCAACGUGCUUAGUCGCAACUCACGGCUGGAAAGCCCCGUUUUCUCGGCAUUAUCUACCGCGGUCAACAAAGGAAAUACACCCUUCGCUCGGUUCCCCAUUCAGCAUGGAGCGGACCCGGACAGGCAGAGAGCCGAUGGAAAAUCUUUACGCACAUUUGUCAAGGAGUAUAAGAAGUCAAACGUGGGCCCGAAUAGGACUAGCCGAGGAAGAAUCAAAAUCCCCUCCCAUAUGAAGGUCCUGUUCAAGGAUGUCAAGCCAGUUGAGAGCGGCACUUGCGAUACUGCGUCGGGGAAUGUGACAGACAUGCACCAGUGUACCACUAUAGCUUGA